Molecule: messenger RNA, 801 nt
Organism: Thermothielavioides terrestris NRRL 8126
Lineage: Eukaryota; Fungi; Ascomycota; Sordariomycetes; Sordariales; Chaetomiaceae
Exons: 1
Coding region: 1-801 (266 amino acids)
Source: RefSeq, a predicted model, not a curated record
AUGGAGGUGCUCCGCGCAAUACUGGCGUGCAUCUUCCGCCGCCGAUGGAGGAACGAGCAAGGGUGCGGAGAGGUCCUCUACGACGACAAGAUGGCAGCCCUGUACUCGGACAGUGAGCCGUACAACACGCCACGCGACGUCAUGAGCUACUACUUCAACGACGCCGAUGACCACGACGGUGACGGCACCGCGGCCACGCUCCCGGUCACACACGCAGACAAAGCCCGCGACACGGCGAUCCCGGCGGCGGACACACGCACGGUGGAGGAGAUCGCGCGGGAGGUGGCGCGGCUGCUGUGGCAGGCCGAGUGGAACGACGACGCGCUGCAGGGGCGCAUAUCGGAGGCGGUGGGCGAGCGGCGGUGGAACCGGCGGAUGGUGGAGGCGUGCCUGGACCGGGUGAUCGAGUACGUCGAGCGGGGGCGGGGGGCGGGGAUGGGGGCGGCCAUGAGCGCGGCGCUGGACCAGGCGACCGACGUCGCGGACGACGAGUUCGCGUUCCCGCGGCGGCAUCCGCCCUCGCUCGACGGCUUCAUCGCCAUCGUCUCGGUCGGCGUGCUCGCGGAUCUGCUGGGCGCCUGGGUGCUGGAGCUGCUCGGCUUCGGCGAGGUGCGCGGCAAGGAGGAGCUCGAGGGGUCGGGCGAGAUCGCCAUGCUCACGUCGGACAAGAUCGUCUUCUCGGCGACGCCCAAACCGGGUUCGGUGGCGGCGUGGUGGGUGAGAGAGUACGGGGCGUACAUCCCCAGCGGCUCGAUCUAUUCGUACCUGCAGAGGAUGGACAUGGUCGAGGUUGGGGAGUGA